AGUGGCAACAUAUUAUUGUACGUUGCGUAAAAUUUCCCCCCUUCACCCUGGAUCUGUCGGCUACCGCUAAACGCAGUUUUACGAAAGUUCUGAAAUAACAUUGAGCUGCAUCAAAAUGCCAAGUAGUAAAAACUUUAGGAAGCGAAGGGACUCGUCAGAUGUGGAGGAGGACGAGACCACGGAAGAAGUCAGAUCAAAAGUAGAAGAGGCUAAAGAGCUGCAGAGUCUCCGGAAAAGACAGACCGGAGUCAGUUUGACCGCCUUGUUGGUAGGAGAGAAACUACCGCCAGAAGCUGAAAUUGACAAUGACCCUUUUAAACUGAAGACCGGAGGGAUUGUAGACAUGAAGAAAGUCAAAGACAGGAAUAGAGACAUGACAGAAGACGAGACAGACCUCAACCUGGGCACCUCCUUUUCUGCUGAAACUAACAGAAGAGACGAGGAUGCGGACAUGAUGAAAUAUAUCGAGACAGAGCUGAAGAAGAAGAAGGGGAUGGUGGAAGACGAGGAACAGAAGGUUAAGGUGAAGAAUGCAGAGGACCACCUGUAUGAGCUGCCCGAGAGCAUCCGAGUCAACUCUGCCAAGAAGACGGAGGAAAUGUUGUCCAAUCAGAUGCUGAGUGGGAUCCCUGAAGUCGAUCUCGGCAUUGAUGCAAAGAUAAAGAACAUUAUCUGCACAGAGGAGGCAAAAGCCAAGCUUCUGGCAGAACAAAGGAACAAGAAGAAAGACCACAGCACGUCAUUUGUGCCCACCAACAUCGCUGUCAACUACGUCCAACACAACCGCUUCUACCACGAGGAUGUGAACGCACCACAGAGGCACCACAGACACAGAGAAGAGCCUAAAGCGAGGCCGCUGCGUGUGGGAGACACUGAGAAACCAGGUCCAGAGGCAUCAUCCCCACCCAACCAUCGCAAACGUCCAAACAACGAGAAGGCCACAGAUGACUACCAUUAUGAGAAGUUCAAGAAGAUGAACCGCCGAUAUUGAAGAGUUGGGAGUUUCUUUCCUUUUCUUUUUUUUUUAAAGGAUAAAUUGCUCAACUGAUGUCCAUCUUUAUAAAGACUGAAGCCUCCAGGUCUGCAGAGUGGGCUCCCAUGACAGCAUCAUGCUUUGUAAAGACUGUAAAUAACUCCCUGUGGUUAUCUGUGUACUGCACAUUUGCUAUGUGAUGUAUGUGAAAGGAGUUUUCCACAUAUCCGUUGAAAUCACGUCACUCAGGAUUGUCUGCUAACCAAGGAAUUGGUCAAAUAAGAGCAGAAUCUGGAAUAACAUAAGAAAUGUUGACUGGAGUGACAUUCCUGCCCCAAACUGAGAAAGAUUUACCUUUGGUUCACUGUUAAAUCUUGACUUUUAGUUGUAGAAUUUUGUUUUUAAGGAUUUCAAAAACAGGUUUGAUUAAAGCAUAAAACACAA
Messenger RNA from Scatophagus argus, 1417 nucleotides. It is a transcript of the gene c4h9orf78, whose product is annotated as chromosome 4 C9orf78 homolog. Gene Ontology annotation, cellular component: spliceosomal complex. Bases 116 to 991 code for a protein of 291 amino acids. The transcript is spliced from 9 exons. The record is from RefSeq and is a predicted model, not a curated record. Lineage: Eukaryota; Metazoa; Chordata; Actinopteri; Scatophagidae. Gene Ontology annotation, biological process: mRNA splicing, via spliceosome.